Messenger RNA from Penicillium subrubescens, 699 nucleotides. Its product is annotated as type 1 glutamine amidotransferase domain-containing protein. Bases 1 to 699 code for a protein of 232 amino acids. NCBI's taxonomy places the organism in Eukaryota, Fungi, Ascomycota, Eurotiomycetes, Eurotiales, Aspergillaceae. Gene Ontology annotation, molecular function: glyoxalase III activity. The record is from RefSeq and is a predicted model, not a curated record. The transcript is spliced from 2 exons.
AUGUCAAAACCGAAAUUCCUCUUUGUUCUUACCUCUCAGGGUAUCCUUCCCACUCGCCAAACACCGACAGGAUGGUAUUUGCCCGAACUCGUUGAUCCCUACAACAGAAUUAGCCUCCUAUUUGACAUCGUUAUUGCAUCCCCUAAUGGUGGCGAGGCGCCCCUCGAUCCGUUCUCGAUUGAGUCUACCCGCGAAGAUCCAGAGUGCGUGGCGUUCCUCAAGAAGAACAGUAGUGUCUGGAAGCAUACACUGAAGCUGGAGUCCCUGCUGGGCAAUUCUUCGGGAUUUGCGGGGAUCUUCUACGUUGGUGGCCAUGGCCCUAUGUUUGACCUUGCCAAUGAUGAAGUAUCUCAUGCCCUCAUCCGGGAGUUCUACGAGGCUGGCAAAGUGGUUUCUGCUGUGUGCCAUGGUCCUGCUGCUCUAGUUAACGUGAAAAUGGCCGAUGGAAGCUACCUGAUUGCGGGACAAGAAGUCACCGGCCUAUCUGAUACGGAAGAGGACAUCAUGCAAUUCACCAAUGAUAUGCCGUUCCUUCUAGAGACUGAGCUCCGAAAGAAUGGUGGAGUCUACGUCAAGGCCGAUAGUCCCUUUGGAGUCAAGGUUGUAACUAGCGGUAAGGGCGGGAAGUUGGUUACGGGACAAAACCCCCCAAGCGCAGCUGUGAUCGGCGACGCGUUGAUCAAAGCAACCGGAUUGUGA